UAGGGGCGGAGGCGCAGGAGGCUGUGGUGCUUGGUGCCUGCCGACGCCCUCCACUCUGCGCCCCCGCCGGCCUCAGCUCCCGGCCCCGCCAGCCCGCCGCAGGGACGACAACUUCCAGCAGCCACAGGGGAUGCCACUGCUUGGCUGCCAUCUGAAACGAGCUCCUUCUCACAAGGUUUUGUGUCGGUUCUGUGCAGCGAUGGGGAAACUGCAAAGCAAACUCAAACACAGCACUUACAAAUACAGCAGGCCUGAUGGGAUUAUAGAGGAGAGAAUUCAAACUAAAGCUUGUCUGGAGUAUAGCCCAGCCCACACGGAGAGUGUCUCUGUCGUUGCGGCUCUGAACUCAGACCUGUGUGUCUCUGGAGGAAAAGAUAAGACAGUGGUGGCCUAUAACUGGAAGAGCGGGGAUGUGGUGAAAAGGUUCAGAGGACAUGAACGAGAGGUCACGAAGAUAGCCUGUAUUCAUGGAUCCAGCCUGUUCUUUAGCGCCUCUCGAGACAGGACAGCCAUGAUGUGGGACCUUUGUGGCCCCGCCCAGCCAAGGCAACAGUUCUCUGGCCAUGCCAUGGUGGUCACUGGAUUGGCUGUGAGUACAGACUCGUCACAGCUGUGCACUGGCUCCCGGGACAACACCCUGCUCCUAUGGGACAUUGGGACUGGACAGUGUAUGGAGAGAGCUUCCAUCUCCAGGAACCUGGUCACUCAUCUGUGCUGGGUCCCCCAAGAACCAUAUAUACUACAGACUUCUGAAGAUAAAACCAUCAGGUUAUGGGACAGCCGGGGACUACGGGUAGCUCACGUAUUUCCCGCAAAGCAGCAUAUUCAGACCUACUGCGAGGUCAGUGAGGACGGUCACAAGUGUGUCUCCUGCAGCAACGGCUUUGGAGGGGAAGGCUGCGAAGCCACGCUGUGGGACCUACGGCAGACACGAAACAGAAUAUGGGAAUAUAAGGGGCAUUUCCAGACUGUUGCAUCCUGUGUCUUUCUACCAAGAGCACUGGCCUCGAUGCCUAUAAUUGCUACCUCAUCCCAUGACUGCAAAGUGAAGAUUUGGAACCAAGACACUGGAGCCUGCCUGUUCACCUUGUCCCUGGAUGGAUCAGGACCCUUGACUUCCCUGGCUGUUGGUGACACCAUCUCCUUACUGUGUGCAAGUUUCAGCAAAGGAAUUCACCUGCUCAGAGUGGAGCGCAGCCGAGGGCUGGAGCUGCAGGAAGUGGCAGCCUUCUGAGGCCAGGAGGCACGCACUGGAUAAUAUCAAACGUGGCCUGUCCUUUCUCCGUGUGGCUUUGUGUUUCCCUGUGAUCUUGCAGGGAGGGCUAUGUGGGAUUCUCUGCUUCCGUCCACUCAGAAGGUCUAUCAGGGUUCGAGGCCAACGUAAGUCCAGGUGCAGCUUAGAAACACGAUAGGUCUCUGUCUGAGAGUCCGAACAUGGGGUGGAGUGUAUCAGACUGACCUAUGUCUCCACAGAAGAAAAAGCUGCCGGUGGAGAGACUGUUUGGGUGGCCUCGUAGUUACCCAGAUGGGAGAGGG
Lontra canadensis (Northern American river otter) is the source of this 1536-nucleotide messenger RNA. It is a transcript of the gene WDR31, whose product is annotated as WD repeat domain 31. Bases 131 to 1234 code for a protein of 367 amino acids. The transcript has 10 exons. The record is from RefSeq and is a predicted model, not a curated record. Lineage: Eukaryota; Metazoa; Chordata; Mammalia; Carnivora; Mustelidae. Gene Ontology annotation, molecular function: protein binding.